GACAGGGAGACACAGGAUGAACCUGUGAGUCACCGGGGAUCACAAUUUGAGCCGCCCGCCCGCUUCAGCUCUCGCUCUGGCAACAACUGCGUGGUCGCGUCUGCGUCCUGCACGUGCUCGCGCCCGUAGUCUCCACGGUCGCCGGUAGGGGGCGGCAGACGUGUUGCUAGGCGACGGUCUGUGGGAGGUAGGAUGAUGGAGGAAGGGAUGCAGGAGCAGCUUUGCAUCCGGAUCUUCGCUGCGAAUUGAUUCUGCGUGUCAGCUGGAGCGAGCGAGCGCUCGAUGGUGGUGGAGCUGUGGGCGCCGGCGAGUGCAGGCCCCCUGCUGCAGCGCUCCAUCCCGCACAUCGAACGAGUGUUCCGGGUGCGAGUGGGCCAGGGCCCCGCGGAGCCAGGCGGCGGGGGCAUCGCGGUGAGCGUGCGGGAAGGCGACGAGGGCGACCGCAGCCGGGCCAGAGAUUAUAUUACAUCCCUCAUCUCCCCGGAACACAAGAGAAAGGAGCACUUGACACUUUUCUUGCGCAGACGGCUGCUGUCCCUGAAGUCACUUAUUGAGUAUGACUCGCAGGCUGUGGUGGAAAUAAAGGAAAACACUGUGGAGAUUUCAGGUGGGGAGCACAACGUAAUGACGGCGUGGUCCAUGGUGGAAAAGCUGAAAAUGGAGAAGGCCUCUAGAGGAGAGGGGAGCAUCCUGCAAGAGGUUGCAGACUGCAGCGGUGAGUCAGAGGACGGCAGCAGCUCAGAGAGUGAAACUGAGCAGGCUGCCAGCCACAGUACAGAACCACAGAUAAGCAACAAGCCACACCGUCAGCUCUGCCGCUCGCCUUGUUUGGAUCGCCCAAGCUUCUCUCAGAGCAGCAUCCUUCAGGACACCCAGGUUACCAGCCUGGAUAAAGAUUACCAGGUCAAAAUGGACUUUGCACUGAAGCUGGGCUACUCCAUGGAACAAAUUCAGACUGUACUAAACAAGCUGGGGCCAAGUGCACUAAUCAAUGACAUUCUUGCUGAGCUUGUGAGGCUAGGUAAUAAAGGUGAUGUGGACACACCCUCCAGUACAGGUUCAGGUACCAGUACCCUAGUGGCACGUGUACCAUGCACCAAGGAAAUUACAAGUCCUGAAGCAUCAUUAGAGGAGGAGGCCAUGGACAACCUUGACAACCUGCGGCCAAUUGUCAUCGAUGGCUCUAACGUGGCCAUGAGUCAUGGAAACAAGGAAGUGUUUUCUUGUCGUGGAAUCCAGCUUGCUGUGGACUGGUUUUUGGAAAAAGGACACAAGGAUAUCACUGUGUUUGUACCAGCCUGGAGGAAAGAGCAGUCUAGACCUGAUGCACCUAUUACAGAUCAAGAGAUCCUGCGGAAGCUGGAAAAAGAGAAAAUCUUGGUGUUCACCCCUUCACGUAGAGUCCAGGGUCGGAGAGUGGUAUGCUAUGAUGACCGUUUCAUUGUGAAGCUGGCAUAUGACUCUGAUGGCAUUAUUGUAUCCAAUGAUAAUUACAGAGAUCUGCAAAAUGAAAAACCAGAGUGGAAGAAGUUUAUUGAGGAACGACUUUUGAUGUACUCUUUUGUGAAUGACAAGUUUAUGCCACCAGAUGAUCCUUUAGGACGACACGGACCUAGUCUAGAGAAUUUCCUCAGGAAACGCCCUGUUAUUCCAGAGCACAAGAAACAACCAUGCCCAUAUGGAAAAAAGUGCACUUAUGGGCACAAAUGCAAGUAUUACCAUCCUGAGCGUGCCAAUCAGCCACAGAGAUCGGUUGCAGAUGAGCUGCGAGCAUUUGCCAAGCUUUCUGCUGUGAAAACAAUGAGUGAAGGUGCUCUGGCCAAGUGCGGCAGUGGGCCUAUCACCACCAAGGGUGACUCAAGCUCAGAAGUGAAGCGCAUUGCUCCUAAACGUCAGUCUGACCCCAGCAUUCGUUCUGUUGCAUGUGACCUCGAGGAGAGGUUGUCAGUGGCUCGGAAGUCUGAGGCAAACUCUGUGCCUUCCUUGGUCACUGCUCUAAGUGUCCCUACCAUGCAGCCUUCCAAGAGUCAUGCUGCUGGGGCAUUAAACACACGCUCUGCCAGUAGCCCAGUGCCUGGCUCUUCACAAUUCUCUCACCAAGGCUCCUCAUUGGAGCACAUGUCUAGUGUGCAAUACCCACCCAUCCUUGUCACAAACAGCCAUGGCACAUCCAUCAGCUAUAGUGAACAAUAUCCCAAAUAUGAUCCUGGAGCUGACCAUGGUUACUACUCCAUGCUUAAUGAAUUCUCAAAUCUUAGUCUAAACAGCAUGCACAACACAGACAAUUUCUACAGCAUGGAGCAUGAACUGGGAUUAUACUCUCGAAAUCCAAGUCCUUGUCCAGAUGCUUGUGCUGGGCAUUCAAGCAGUGAGCCUUACUCAUCCUAUAGUGACCUUUACUUGAGCUCAGUAGACUCGGCUGCUGAAGAUGGCGCAAAGAACACUUCUUCAUCCUCUCAGAACAGACUUCAGCCUUUUGCUCAUAGUUUCCAUGAAGCUUUAACUCGAGUUCAGAGCUAUGGGCCUGAAGAACCUAAACAGACCCCUCGAAAGCAGUCUGUUUCCCAUCUUGCACCUCAUGUACAGCAUCCAGUGGUAGGUGCCCGGUCAAGCUGUCCAGGAGAUUAUCCUAUACCUCAAAACAUUCACCCUUCUGCAUCAUCACAGCCUGGCAGGGCUCUGGGAAUGACCAGGAUGGACAGCAUUUCAGACUCCAGGCUCUACGAAAGCAAUCCAAUGAGACAGAGGAGGCCUCCACUCUGUAGAGAACAACAUGCCAGCUGGGACCCGCUUCCUUGUGGUGGUUCGGACUCGUAUGGAUAUCAUACUUCAUACCCCUUAAGCAACAGCCUCAUGCAGCCUUGCUAUGAGCGUGUCAUGGUGCGAAGCAUGCCAGAGAAAAUGGAGCAGAUCUGGAGAUCACCUUGGGAAGGGGGAGUGUCUGCAGCAGAACCUCAGGAACGGUAUGUCAUUCCGGAGCAUCAGUAUCAGACUUACCGUAACCUCUGCAACAUUUUCCCUGCUUAUAUUGUUCAUUCCGUUAUGGAGAAGAAUCCUCAUUUAACAGACCCACAACAGCUUGCAGCUGUCAUAGUUACAGAAUUACGAUCUGGGCGUUAAAAUAUCACUUGGAAGACAAAAUGUAGUUUCGUAUAUUUUUUAUGAAUCAAAACAAAAGGAUAUCAUGCCACAUACUAUACUGUAUGUACUGUACAUAUAAAAAGAACUUUGUGAAUUCUGGCACUACACUCCAUUUAUUUUGUGAUUUGAUAAAAAAGCAAGUCCUUUUCAAAUGUUUUAAAUACUAAGGAAGUGAAUACCUCACAUGAAUUACAAUUUCAGUUGCCUUAAAUUCAGGAGACCUCAAAUCUGUCCCGGCAAAGUAUUAAGGGACAUUCACAUGUUAAAGUCAACGCUGCUGAAGAAAGUGAAAUGAGUGGGCUUGGUAAAUUAACAAAUGCUAAUUGAAAAUUUUACCUAAGAACAUGAAGGAUGACAGUGUAACAAUAUGUUUCUGAAUUGUGCAUUUUUGGGUCAUGAUUCGCUGUAAUCCUGAACAGGUGGAGAUGGGUAAUCACACUCCCAAGUGAUGCUAUGGUAUUGGCUGGGCAUAAUGCCUUACUGUAACGUGGUUUCUUUUGCCAGUUUUGGUUUAAUAGUGCAAGACUGAAACUGUCAGUUGUGGUUAUUGAAAUGAAUGUGAUUCACUUUGCACCUGACAAAGUUAUUCACUCAUAUUUAUUUUCCAAUUGGGGUUUUUUGAAGAGGUUAACUUCCUUAUUUGAACAUUUGAAAAUUGUUGAGCCUCUGUCUUCUCUUUCCUGAGACGUGUUUGAACCAAGACUUCUUAGGAGGGAACUUUGUGGAGCUUAAAUUUGUAAUUCUAGCUUUUAAUGGGGUGUGGAGAGGGGUAGGGAAAUUAGGAGGGGAUUGGGGGUUGGCCAGUUUUCUUUUGCAGCAAAUUUGAUGCACCUUAGAGGGCAUUUUUCGUCUUUUGAAUUGCUGCAAAGACAGGACUUGACCACCCCUGUAGCUGGGGCAAAAGAAAAAAAUAGCUGAAUGUCUUUUGCUCAAUCCAAUUUGAGCAAAAUAUGUUGAUUUCUAGUUUUUCAUGAACGCCGAGCAGGCCUGGUCAGGCCUCUUGUUUAUUCAUGAGAAGGUUUGACACUGCCUAAAUGUUUCAUACUUUGAAACACUCUUGAGCGCAAGGCUGUAGUCUGGGUUAUUUCUGGCAUUUUGCUAAUGGCUUGCAUGCUGCUGUUUUACAUUUUUUUCUUCUUAAAAAAAGGAGUCUUUUUUUAAUUAAGUACCCAUAAAAAACAGAACAUUUUAUCACUGCUGAGGCCAAUUUUAUAAAUAAAUACAGUACUAAUGCCACUAGAAAUAGGUAUUGGUAUUUGGUGAGCUAUUGCACACAUUUCAAAUGACAACUCUCCUAGGUAAAAAUGAAAAUAGUGAAGAAUAGUGAGACAUAUUUUCACCAAGGUACUUAUUAUAUUCAAAAAUAACUAGUGGCAGCUGUUCAGUGCAUGUCACAGUAAUUAGAAAACAUUGAGAUUUGAGGAAAGCAGUAGUGAUGAAAAUGUGUGUACCCAGCAUAUAUAAAAUACACAUACUGUACAUAGAGGUUGUGUGUGUAAAUAUAAUAAUAAUAUUUACGGUAUAUACAACCCGGGUUAGGGCUGCCAACUGUCCUCAUUUUUAA
This is a messenger RNA of Erpetoichthys calabaricus (reedfish), 4705 nucleotides long. It is a transcript of the gene zc3h12b, whose product is annotated as zinc finger CCCH-type containing 12B. The record is from RefSeq and is a predicted model, not a curated record. The transcript has 6 exons. The coding region runs from base 283 to 3120 and encodes 945 amino acids. Gene Ontology annotation, molecular function: mRNA binding; metal ion binding; RNA endonuclease activity. NCBI's taxonomy places the organism in Eukaryota, Metazoa, Chordata, Cladistia, Polypteriformes, Polypteridae. Gene Ontology annotation, cellular component: nucleus; cytoplasmic ribonucleoprotein granule.